Molecule: messenger RNA, 2334 nt
Organism: Mycena indigotica
Lineage: Eukaryota; Fungi; Basidiomycota; Agaricomycetes; Agaricales; Mycenaceae
Exons: 19
Coding region: 1-2334 (777 amino acids)
Source: RefSeq, a predicted model, not a curated record
AUGCUGGUCCCAUCCCUGGCAUCUAUUGUCGCGUUCAUCUCGUCGGUGACCUUGGUCAAUGGCCUGGGUUCGACUUGUUCGACACCACUCGGCGCUGGAACAGCUGCUGCUUCCGAUCCUUAUUGGCUUCAGAACAUCAAGCACCAGGGCAUUUCCGCGUUCAACUCUAACCCCAGCUCGUAUAAAGUAUUCCGCAACGUCAAGGAUUUUGGCGCCAGGGGAGACGGUGUAACGGACGAUAGUGCAGCCAUCAACUCUGCCAUUUCUUCUGGUAACCGAUGUGGAGGAGGCUCUUGUCCGUCAUCCACGGUCACCCCUGCAUUGGUCUACUUCCCCCCAGGCAGAUACCUCGUUUCCAAGGCCAUCAUCAUGUAUUACUACACUCAACUGGUCGGUGACGCUCGCAAUCCACCUACGCUUAUUGCCACAUCUGGAUUCACCGACAUCGCGAUCGUCGAUGUCGACCCCUAUAUCCCGGGUGGAAACGGCGCACAAUGGUACACGAAUCAAAACAAUUUCUUCCGAAGCAUUCGUAACUUCGUCCUUGACACUCGCAAUAUCCCAGCCGGAAACUCUGGAACUGCCCUUCACUGGCAAGUUGCCCAAGCGACAUCGCUCCAGAACAUCGUGUUCCAGCUUUCAACUGCCUCUGGCAAUAACCACCAAGGUAUCUGGAUGGAGAAUGGCUCCGGUGGCUUCAUGGGUGAUCUCGUAUUCAACGGCGGAAAAUUCGGCAUGUGGGUUGGAAACCAACAGUUCACCGUUCGAAACGUUACCAUUAACAACGCUCAAACGGCAGUGUUCGCAAGCUGGAACUGGGGCUGGACUUUCCAAGGCAUUACGAUCAACAAUGCCCAAGUUGGUUUCGAUAUCACGACUGGCGGUAGUGCGUCUUCUCAGACCGUUGGUGCAGAGGCAAUCAUUGAUGCAACCGUUUCCAAUACGCCCAUCUUCGUUCGCACAUCUACUGCGAGUGGAGGAAGACUGUCCGGAUCCCUGGUUUUGAACAACGUCAAGCUGACCAAUGUGCCCACCGCUGUUGGCGUCGCAGGAGGUGCUGUCGUCCUUGCUGGCGGAACGACCACCAUUGCCUCUUGGGGUCAAGGAAAUGUCUACACUGGCACAAGCUCUUCUGGGAGAUUCGUACAGGCCUCUAUUUCCACUGCCUCGAAGCCUGCCUCGCUCCUCGACAGCUCUGGCAAGAUUUUCGGUCGUGGGCGUCCACAAUACGAAAACUAUGCUGUCUCGCAAUUCGUCAGUGUUAAAGACCAGGGUGCCAGGGGAGACGGUGUCACGGAUGAUACCGCUGCUCUCAAAUCCAUCUUUGACAGGUUUGCUGGCUGCAAAAUCAUCUUCUUUGAUGCUGGAACCUAUAUUGUCACGUCGACCCUGCAGAUUCCGGCUGGCACUCAAAUUGUCGGGGAGGCGUGGUCCGUUAUUGCGGGCAAAGGUUCCGCAUUCCAGAACAUGAACAACCCCAUCCCGGUCAUCCAAGCCGGUGCUCCCGGAUCAAGCGGUAUUCUCGAGAUCACCGACAUCGUCUUUUCGGUGAUCGGCCCGACUCCUGGUGCCAUCGUGGUUGAGUGGAACGUCAAGCAGACGGCAAACGGAAACGCUGGCAUGUGGGACUCGCACAUUCGUCUUGGAGGAUCACAAGGAACGAAUCUUCUCGCCGCUAACUGCCCGACUAAUGGAAGUGGUGGAACUACCAACUGCUUCGCUGCAUAUGCCGCUCUACAUCUCACAACUUCGUCUUCAGCUUACCUUGAGGGUACUUGGGUCUGGCUGGCAGAUCAUGACAUGGAGGCAACCGCCCAAACCCAGAUCUCGUUGUUUUCUGGACGCGGUAUUCUUUCCGAAUCGCAAGGCCCAGUUUGGAUGAUUGGCACUGCGUCUGAGCAUCAUACUCUCUACCAAUACUCCCUCGUUAACGCGGCAAAUCACUACAUGGGACUGAUCCAAACCGAGAGUCCCUACUUCCAACCAUCCCCCGCCGCACCCGCACCUUUUACCGUCAACUCAGCGUUCAAAGACCCAACCAACUGGAGUGGAAUCACCUCUGCAUGGGGACUACGGGUCACCUCUUCCUCGAAUAUCAUCAUUUUCGGCGCUGGUCUCUACAGUUUCUUCAAUAACUACAACCAGAACUGCCUCACGCCCGUAAACUGCCAGGCGCAGAUGGCCACCAUCGACUCCGCCUCUUCUGUACACAUCUACAGCUUGAACACUGUUGGAGUCACAUCCCAGCUCAGUGUCAACCAGGCUGGUGUCAUCAACCAGGCGUCCAACGCCAACGGAUUCUCGCAAACGGUCACCUCAUGGAGUCAAACAUGA